ACAGUUCCUCACAGUCUUAACACCAGAGAGCUAAACCCUCAGAGAAGACCUGGAAAACCUUAAGACUAGAAUACAAUCAAUACAAUAAUAUCUAAACUAGAAACUCUAUUUACCAGAAACUCUUUACUAGAAAAGCUAUACUAGAAACUCUAUACAAAGAGGCACCAGGUUUAGUAGGUGAACAUCCAUAGCCCCCCUUCCUGUGGACUUUAUAGGCUGAAAUGUAUUAAUGACAGGUGGCUUAUCCAAUCAGGAGCUUGUGAUUUCAAUAAAGCCCUCCCUUGAUCUGUGUGUUGAUAAAGCCACUGUCACUCCUUCACUUUCUCUCACUUUCACACAUUCACACACGCUUGUUCUCUCUCUCCCACACACACACACACCCAAUCUAUCAUUCUCGAUAUCUCUCUGCACCUCUUCUCUCAGUCACACACACUUAUACACUCACCCAGUUAUUGGGAAAACAUGUAUCAGAUAUCAAGGCAGAACCAGACUAAACUGACCCAGAACCCUCUAGAGAAGAUCUGGGUGAACAGUAAGCUGACCCGACGCAGGGGCUCCUCAGUGCCCCAGUUCACCAACUCUCCUACCAUGAUUGUGAUGGUGGGUCUGCCAGCCAGGGGGAAGACCUACAUCUCCAAGAAGCUGACCAGAUACCUCAACUGGAUAGGAGUUCCCACCAGAGUGUUCAACGUUGGCCAGUACCGCCGGGAUGCCACACGCUCCUACAAGAACUACGAGUUCUUCAGACCCGACAACCAGGAGGCCAUGAAGAUACGCAAGGCCUGUGCCAUCAGUGCCUUGAAGGACGUGUGUUCCUACUUCACCCAGAAGCAGGGCCAGGUGGCGGUGUUUGAUGCCACCAACACCACCACAGAACGCAGAGACGUCAUCCUCGGCUUCGCCAAGGACAACGGAUACAAGGUAUUCUUUGUGGAGUCUCUGUGUGACGAUCCAGAGAUCAUAGCUGAGAAUAUCAAAGAAGUGAAGCUGAGCAGCCCAGACUAUGUGGGCUGUGACCAGGAAGAGGCGGUGGCCGACUUCCUGAAGAGGAUCGAGUGUUACAAGGUCACCUACGUGCCUCUGGACGACAACAAGGACAGGAACCUGUCCUACAUCAAGAUAUUUAACGUGGGCAGUAGGUACCUGGUGAACCGUGUGCAGGACCACAUCCAGAGUCGCAUCGUCUACUACCUCAUGAAUAUUCAUGUCACGCCGCGCUCCAUCUACCUGUGUCGCCAUGGCGAGAGCGAGCUUAACCUGGUGGGGCGCAUCGGGGGCGACUCAGGGCUGUCGCCACGUGGGAGCAAGUUUGCCAGUGCGUUGGGCAGCUACAUGCAUGGCCAGUGUAUCAGGGACCUGAAGGUGUGGACCAGCCACAUGCGCAGGACCAUCCAGACAGCAGAGGGGCUGGGAGUUGGGUACGAGCAGUGGAAGGCCCUCAACGAGAUAGAUGCUGGUGUGUGUGAGGAGAUGACAUACAAAGAGAUCCAGCAGCACUACCCUGAGGAGUUCGCUCUGAGGGACCAAAACAAGUACCGCUACCGCUACCCUAAAGGAGAGUCCUACGAGGACCUGGUCCAGCGUCUGGAACCGGUCAUCAUGGAGCUGGAGCGUCAGGAGAAUGUGCUUGUCGUCUGUCACCAGGCCGUCAUGCGCUGCCUGCUCGCCUACUUCCUGGACAAGACAGCAGAUGAGUUGCCCUACCUCAAGUGCCCCCUGCACACGGUGCUGAAGCUCACACCAGUGGCCUACGGUUGUAAGGUGGAAUCUCUCUUCCUCAACAUUGAAGCUGUCAACACACACAGAGAUAGGCCGGUGGAGAGCCUAGACUGUGAUGACCCAAUGUCAAGUCCCGCCCCCAACAAAACACUGCAAGACUUUACCAUACUCAGCCUGCAGAACGUAGACAUGGACCGAGAAGCAGAGGAGGCGCUGGUGACCGUCCCUGAACACGUGUAGAGGGGCAGAGCCGGGUGGGGGCGGAGCCAGGGAGGGGGCAGAGCCAGGGAGGAUCCACCAACACUCACGCCUCUGUCUGGUGUUGCUAUAGAAACCAGUCCUGGUUGUGGGGUGAGAUGGUGCUGUUAUCUGGAGCACAGCUCAGAACCACCACACAUCCUGGUCAACAGGACUCCAUCCAGGAAUCCUACCCUGACCUGUCUGUUGUCAUAGCAACACUGCAACGGUCUGGCUGUUGUCAUAGCAAUACUUUGUCAAGCUGUUGUAUUAGCAAGACUAUAUCUGACUGUUGCUACCCUGACCCUGAACUCUGACCCCAGUACUGACCCUGACCUGUCUGUUGUCAUAGCAAAACUGUACGUCUGUCAUAGCGAUAGUAUGUGUGGUUAUUGUCAUAGCAACAUCAUGUUGUACAGAAAUAUUAUAACUGUCUUCAUUACAUGAACUCUAAAUUGUA
Osmerus eperlanus (European smelt) is the source of this 2416-nucleotide messenger RNA. Its product is annotated as 6-phosphofructo-2-kinase/fructose-2,6-bisphosphatase. Bases 463 to 1959 code for a protein of 498 amino acids. Gene Ontology annotation, molecular function: fructose-2,6-bisphosphate 2-phosphatase activity; 6-phosphofructo-2-kinase activity; ATP binding. NCBI's taxonomy places the organism in Eukaryota, Metazoa, Chordata, Actinopteri, Osmeriformes, Osmeridae. Gene Ontology annotation, biological process: fructose metabolic process; fructose 2,6-bisphosphate metabolic process. The record is from RefSeq and is a predicted model, not a curated record. The transcript is spliced from 15 exons. Gene Ontology annotation, cellular component: cytosol; 6-phosphofructo-2-kinase/fructose-2,6-biphosphatase complex.